This is a messenger RNA of Staurois parvus, 480 nucleotides long. Lineage: Eukaryota; Metazoa; Chordata; Amphibia; Anura; Ranidae. The record is from the annotation of a GenBank genome assembly.
UUAUUUUAGUGCAGAACACUGUACCUUUAAUUUAAAUGCCCUUGGAGUCUGCUGGGGAAGAGAAAUAAUACUGUCAGUCAGUAUGACAUGCAGAUGAGUGCCGUCGAUCUUAGAAUCACCGCACACUUCACUCAUUUGGCCAGUCACGGGGCCAAAACCAGUGUUUGGAGCCACAGUGUGGCGGUGGAGGCAGCAGCAAUGGGAGGACAUACAGCACCCUAUGACAAAAUGGAAACCAGCAGGAGUGUGAGGAGACCUGAAAGUGGCACAUGGCAGAGUGUGGCGAUGGAAACAGCAGCAAUGGGAGGCCGUACAGGGACCCAUGACAAACUGUGGACCUAGGAGCAGCGUGACGAGGCGGUACGGGGGCCCAUGGCAGAUUUGGGGCCUGGCAGCAGCAAUGUGAGGCCCGUAAUCUGCCAGCAUCCUAUGACAAAAUGAAACACACCAGCAGUGUGAGGAGACCUGAAAGUGGCACAU